Messenger RNA from Closterium sp. Naga37s-1, 381 nucleotides. NCBI's taxonomy places the organism in Eukaryota, Viridiplantae, Streptophyta, Zygnematophyceae, Desmidiales, Closteriaceae. The record is from the annotation of a GenBank genome assembly.
AUGCGCCACCCCUGCCUCUCCUUCCCCCCACGCAUUGCCCCCUUCGCCUUUGCCCUCCUCCGAGGUACGCCCGCCCACCAGGUGGUCACUCCAAAACUGAACUCGCUGCUGGCUGCCUGCUGGUCCAUCCAUACCCUCUUCCUCACCUCCAUGGGUCCCAUCCCCUUAGAGCUCCUCCCCACCCUCUCACCUCACAGGCCUCCCCACCCUCUCACCUCACAGUCCUCCCCACCCCCUCACCUCAUAGUCCCCACCCUCUCACCUCAAUGUGCCACCCUCUCACCUCAACUCAACGUGCCACCCCCUCACCUCACAGUCCCCACCUUCUCACCUCAAUGUGCCACCCUCUCACCUCACAGCCCUCCCAACCCGCUCACCUAG